GCUUUUUCAGCUGAGGUGUCUCACUGCAUAUAUAGCGUACGACUCACGCGGCUCUCAACUCCACUCUCCUCUCAUCCUUUUACUGCUCUCUUUCAUCUCAUCUCAUCUCAUCUGCACAACCUUUCAGCUCAAACCCCCAAUCAGGCCCCCAGCCACCAUGUCCCUCGCCUACCCUUCUCGCCCUCCCUCCCGGGCCGGCUCCCCACCCCCAGACCCCCCAGAAAAACAGAAACCGCCCCAAAAAGCCCUGGAAGAAUUCUGGGACAGCAUUAUCUCCAAAGCCCCUGGCAAAGUAUCCAACAUCUUCCCCCGCAGCCUCUACGCCAACAUCCUAUCUCCCACCAAAACGUCCGGCACCUCGUCUGUUCGCAACGCGGCAGCGAGCUACGAGGAGGCGGCAGAACAGUGUAGGCUCAAGGUGAAGAGGAUCGUGAGGGAGUGCCAGAGGACGAAUGAGAAGUACACUGAUCCGGACUUCGAUCUUGAAGAAGAUUUUCGGCGGAACAGGAAGAAUUGUCUUCGUGGGCUUGAAACUGAAGAAGACUCCGAUGACGAGGGACCCCCGAGAGUCGAUGGGGGUGAUUUGGGUGUGGCAUUGAGCACGCUGCUUGCGAGUAAUGUGUUGGGGUCGAGACCGAGUGUGAAUUUGGAUCUUGUGCCGUUGAUGCAGACCCUGAGAGCUGGUAGUGGGGGCAGGAAGAAUGAGCCGGAGGGUGUACAUCGUGUGGACUGGAUUUUCGACGAGCCGAGCUUUACGGUUGAUGGCUUUGCGAGCUCUGAUGUGCAGCAGGGGAGUAAUGGGGACUGUUGGUGGAUUGCUGCUGUCGCCACGCUCUGUUCCAUGGAAGGGCUCAUGGAUCGUGUUUGUGUGGCGCGAGAUGCCGAGUGUGGCGUUUAUGGGUUCGUGUUUUAUCGCGAUGGGGAAUGGAUUAGUACUGUUGUGGAUGAUAGUUUGUAUGUCAGGAUGAGGGAUUACGAUGCCGAUUUCGAUGAUUAUGAUCCGACAGGCGAGAAGGAGAGGAAGUAUAAGGAUCGGUAUCAGACGGGCAGUGAGGCGCUGUAUUUCGCGAAGUGUCAGAGUGCUAAUGAGACGUGGCUGCCGUUGUUGGAAAAGGCGUAUGCGAAGGCUCACGGGGAUUACGAUGCGAUUGCUGGGGGGAAUCCUGGGGAGGCAGUUGAGGAUAUGACAGGUGGUGUAACGACAACUAUUAUGACGAAUAAGAUUCUGAAUAAGCAGAAGUUAUGGAAGGAGUUGUUGAAUGAGAACAAGGAGUUCGUGUUUGCGGCUUCGUCUCCAUGGCUUGGGAAGGAUACGGAGGCGAGGCAGGGGCUUGCUUUGAGCCAUGCGUACUCUGUUCUCAAGGCAGUGGAGGAGGUUGGCGAGGAUGAUAAGAAGGUUCAAUUGGUUCUAAUUCGCAAUCCAUGGGGGAAACGAGCAUGGAACGGGAUGGGAGAGUGGAGCGGUCCCUGGAGCGAUGGCUCCAAAGAGUGGACUCCCUACUGGAUGAAAAAACUUGGCCAUCACUUCGGCGACGAUGGAGAAUUCUGGAUGUCUUUCCGUGACUUCUGCAGAAAAUUCAAUGUGAUUAACCGAACACGCCUCUUCGACAAGAAUUGGAGCGUUGUUCAGCAGUGGACCUCUGUCCACGUUUCAUGGGUGAUUGGAUACUUGAAGACGAAAUUCGUGGUCGAAGUGAAGAAUGAGGGGCCAGUGGUUGUGGUGCUGAGACAGCUUGAUGACCGCUACUUCAAAGGCCUUGAAGGGCAGUACUGGUUCGACCUCGAGUUCCUCCUGCAAGAAGAAGGAGCCGAGGAGGACGACUACAUCGUCCGCGCGCGCUCCACCUCACCAUGGGGUGACCGGUCCAUCUCCGCGGAAGUGACCCUCAAACCCGGCAAAUACGAAGUCCUCCCCAGAAUCACGGCAGCCAGGGACACGUCGCGCCCUGUUGUAGAAGCGGUAGUGAAGUUGGCGGCCGAGAACAAUCCGAAGAAGUUGAGGCAGAUUGGGAUGAAUUAUGAUAUUGCCCAUGCAAAGGGUGGGUUCGAGUUAGAACUAGCACAGGAAAAGGACAGAGUGAGGAGGAAGAAGGAAAAGGAGGAGAAGAGACAAAAGGAGGAGAGAUUGCAGAUGGAGGAGGCUGCUAAGAAGGCGGCGGAGGAUAUGAUUAAGGAGGAGCAAAAGGAGGCGCUGAUGGAGGAGAUCAAGACUGAGAUGAAGGAAGAGGAUAAGGGUGAAGGCUCAAAGGAUGCGGACGAGAGCAAGGAGAGGGCUGAGGAGGAGACUUUCGCAGAUGCUAAGGGAGAUGCCAAGGCUGAGACGACCGAGGAGAAGGGUGAAGGGUCAGAGGGAAGCAAAAAAGAUCCGAAAGAAGAGCCAAAGGACGAAUCUAAGGAAGUUGCCAAAGAGAAGCCCGAGAAAAACGUCAGAGAUGUCAAGGAAGUCAAGGAAGACGCCAAAACGCACUCAAGACACAUAUCAGACCCCGGGGAUGCUCGUCAGACACAGACACACAAGGAUGAAGUCGAGGUAACCAAAGUACACGAACCCGAGAAGAGGGGCCUUGACUCCACCAAACCACAACAAGAGGGCGAGAAUGCUGAAGAUACCGAGAAGGAGAAAGAUGAAAAGAAAAAGGAGGGCGAGCCUGAGAAACCAAAGCCAUCGGACGUUGAGCCGGCAGACAAUCCCUGGAAUGCCGUUACUGUCAUUGGACUGCUGGUGUACUCGAAGGACCAUGAUGCGAAGGUGACUCUUGUCAAGCCUGCAGCGCCGGAGGAUGAUGUUUUGCUAUGAGAUGGUGCCAAAAGUUUCAUUUGUAAACGAUCGUGGUGUGGUGGAUAUUGGAGCGCGCAAGAUAUCCGACAGAUUGAAGAAAUUACAUAUCUUGCUCUCUGUUGUUUGCUCUAUCUCUAUAUUAAUACCGCUCCUCGUCAACAUCUGUAUCUCUAGGCAAACUGACGGAACGCCAGCGUCGACUGUCCCCGUUACCCCAGCUGGGAUCCAACGUGCGCUGCAAAGUAGCCCUAUAGAGUAGUCCGUGUGUUGAUUAAGGAGUGCUCCCGCUUAGCAAUUCCCAGUAGGUAUUUGAUAAAGGAAGUUAAAGGAGA
Hyaloscypha bicolor E is the source of this 3111-nucleotide messenger RNA. RefSeq names its product cysteine proteinase. NCBI's taxonomy places the organism in Eukaryota, Fungi, Ascomycota, Leotiomycetes, Helotiales, Hyaloscyphaceae. Bases 158 to 2797 code for a protein of 879 amino acids. Gene Ontology annotation, cellular component: cytoplasm. Gene Ontology annotation, molecular function: calcium-dependent cysteine-type endopeptidase activity. The transcript is spliced from 3 exons. The record is from RefSeq and is a predicted model, not a curated record. Gene Ontology annotation, biological process: proteolysis.